Coffea eugenioides is the source of this 1119-nucleotide messenger RNA. RefSeq lists its product as uncharacterized. The transcript has a single exon. NCBI's taxonomy places the organism in Eukaryota, Viridiplantae, Streptophyta, Magnoliopsida, Gentianales, Rubiaceae. The coding region runs from base 177 to 845 and encodes 222 amino acids. The record is from RefSeq and is a predicted model, not a curated record.
ACUCAAGUUGCAUCCUUCUCUUGUUUUAUUAACUUCUUUUUCUUAUAUUUCUGAAGAAUUGUUUGAUCAACUUAGACCAUGUGCUUUAGACAGAUACAAUUUCUUGCUAUUUGAUGUUCUUAUAUGUCCUGAGUUUUGUCAAUCCUCUUUAGGUAAUUUGAUUCCCAGUUUCUGAUAUGAAGUUUCUAAUCAACAAUCUGCUGAUAACUGUUUCAUUAAUCAAACUGCAUCUUUCUCUUAUAUUAGUAACUCUGCUCUUUUUCAGAACAUUGAGAUCAAUCCCAUCUGGAGUUCGCCUGAAGCUUUUGCUUCAAAGCAAGAAAUCUGCAGCUAUGAAGGAAAUGGCUCAAACUAGGAGGCUUAAUAAGGAAUGUGAAGAGCCAACAUUUGGUGUUGGAAGCAUUGGCAAAGUAAGAGUUCUCAUGAUGCAAGAGUUGGAUUCCGUGUCUUCUAAAAGAAGACCUACCAAUGCUACUGUGCCAGUUUCAGUCUACUGUUGUGAGAAAAGAAAAAGAUCAGUACAAGUCAAGAAGACUAAAUCUGAUCAGAGAAACAGCACUAGUACUGGUUGCAAAAGCAGCAAUUUAAGCAGUGAUAAAAGAAUAUCAUCAGGAAUAAGCAGUCGAAAGAAAGUUCUUCAUCAAAGUCCAUCUGCUCAAUCCAUUCCUAUGUUGGAAUCAGAAGACAUUUCUCUGGAAAGAACUCCAGCCAGAGGCUGUCAAGAGAGGCGAAAAACUCGAAUAGUCGAAAUUGUGGAUCUAAAAUGUGGGAAUUCUGAGAAAGGAUGGUCUUCUCCUAUUACUGAUCAGCUCAGAAGGCUCAGUUUCUCAAAGCUUUCUGAUUGAUCUUGCAACUUUUUCAUCAAAAUCUAUUCAACUUGUUAAAUGGUACUGCAGAGCUGAUGAAUGCUCCUGAAAAGCAAGCCAUUUGUAAUAGAUUUAACAAGUCACAUUCGCUUUUUGUGCAUGUCACAAAAUUGUAAAAGGGAUUUGUCAAGCAAUGUCAUUUCCAGGACAUUUUCAUGGAGACAGCUUAUACGCAUUCUUAUUUCAAAUAAUUGGAUCAAUGUGCAAUACACAAGCAUCUAAAUGAGAACUUAUGGAUGAAAAUUGCUGGUUG